AUGCCCCCGGAUCCUGCCCUGAGCACCGAACACACCUUCUGGUUCAAUGAGACCCUCGACGACUCCCUCUGGAACAUGACCUCCGGCUCGCUCGACUACACCUCCGAAGGCGCCGAGUUCACUCUCAACUCAGAGGGCGAGUCCCUCCUGCUGAUGUCCAACUUCUACAUCUUCUUCGGCGUCAUGGAAGUGCAUGCGAAGAUGGCUAAGGGCGCCGGCAUCAUCAGCGGUGUGAUUCUCGAGUCUGACGACCUCGACGAAAUCGACUGGGAAUGGGUCGGCUAUAACACGAGCAUCGUGCAGUCCGACUUCUUCGGAAAGGGCAACACGACCACCUGGAACCGCGGUGCCAAUCACACUGCCCUCAAUGCGGACACCGAGUUCCACAACUACACCACGUACUGGGAUUCGCAGAAGCUACAGUGGUGGGUCGAUGGUGACCUGGUCCGACAGGUCAACUACACCGAUCGUCUCGCUGUCUACGGCCAGAACUACCCACAGACACCCUGCCGGGUCAAGGCCAGUCUUUGGCCCUCGGGUACUAUCGGCCAGCAAGCAGGGACCAUCGCGUGGGGUGGAGGCAUGGUCGACUGGUCCCAAGCUCCAUUCACCAUGACCAUCCAGCGGAUCCGCGUGGAGGACUUCCAUACCGGCAAGGAGUACCAGUACGAAGGCACCUCGGGUUCCUUUAAUAGCAUCGACGUGAUUGGUGGAAACUCGACCGCGCAAGAGAGAAUCGCCAACCCGCCAGAGAGUCUGUCCCAGAAAUGGGACGAUUUGCCCGAGGGCGCCCAUAUCGGCGUGUACUGCGGUGCAGCCGCCGCCGGUGCCUUGGUCAUUGUUGCCUUUGGUCUCUACUGCAUGAAGCAGCGGCGGCGAGGUCGUCUCGAGCACGCCCUUGACGACGCCCGAUACAACACGGAGCGCAACGAGAUGCAGAACUACCAGAGCGAUUGGAAGCAGACCGAGUGGAACACCACUAGCUAUCGCAACAACGGCUACCAAGCAAUGUAG
Penicillium riverlandense is the source of this 1014-nucleotide messenger RNA. RefSeq names its product glycoside hydrolase family 16 protein. Gene Ontology annotation, cellular component: fungal-type cell wall. NCBI's taxonomy places the organism in Eukaryota, Fungi, Ascomycota, Eurotiomycetes, Eurotiales, Aspergillaceae. Bases 1 to 1014 code for a protein of 337 amino acids. The record is from RefSeq and is a predicted model, not a curated record. The transcript is spliced from 2 exons. Gene Ontology annotation, molecular function: hydrolase activity, hydrolyzing O-glycosyl compounds; glycosyltransferase activity. Gene Ontology annotation, biological process: fungal-type cell wall organization; carbohydrate metabolic process.